CUCGCCCAAGAUCAAAGCCACCGGUGCUCUCUUUGUGUCCGCUCGGGAUUCGCCGCCCUGGGGCUGUCCAUGGAAACCUAAACUGCUGGAACCCGAGGCAGAGAACCCUUCUUGGCUUCUUGCUUUUUUUUUUUUUUUUUUUUUUUUCCUCUUCUUCGGGGGAAGGGUGGCCACUCCGACCUGGAUUUACCGUUCUUGGCCCCCCUAAGCCCCCCCGAGUGGGGGGCGGCUGUGAUCGCUCUGGCGGUUGGAGGUCGGGGAGCGGCCCGGGCUCUGGCCAUGUUCUCGGAUGAAGAUUUCUGGAUCGCCCUGUGAAGAGGUCUCCCCGAGAGGGCCCUGCCCAGUCGGAGAGAGGGAUGGACAGCCAGAAGCCGCCUGGUGAAGAUAAAGAUUCAGAACCGGCAGCUGAUGGACCUGCAGCCUCUGAGGAGCCAGGUGCCACUGAGCCAGACCUUCCUAACCUGUGUGUUGGGGAGGUCUCUGUCCCCAGUUCUGGGAGUCCCAGGCUUCAGAAGCCUCCUCAUGACUGCAGUGGGGGUCCAGCACGGCGUUGUGCUCUCUGUAACUGCGGAGAGCCCAGCCUGCACGGGCAGAGAGAGCUACAACGCUUUGAAUUGCCAUUUGACUGGCCCCGGUCUCCAGUGGUGUCCUCUGGGGGAAACCCGGGGCCCUGUGAAGCAGUGCUGCCCAGUGGGGACCUGUCACAGAUUGGUUUCCCUGAGGGCCUUACACCUGCCCACCUAGGAGAACCUGGAGGGCACUGCUGGGCACAUCACUGGUGUGCUGUGUGGUCAGCAGGUGUAUGGGGACAGGAUGGCCCGGAACUGCGUGGUGUGGACAAGGCCAUCUUCUCAGGGAUCUCACAGCGCUGCUCGCACUGCGCCAGGUUCGGUGCCUCCGUUCCUUGCCGCUCGCCGGGAUGCCCACGGCUUUACCACUUUCCGUGUGCCACUGCCAGCGGUUCCUUCUUAUCCAUGAACACACUGCAGCUGCUCUGCCCAGACCACAGAGAGAGGGCUGCACACUUGGAGGAGGCUCGCUGUGCAGUGUGUGAGGGACCGGGGGAGCUGUGCGACCUCUUCUUCUGUACCAGCUGUGGGCAUCACUAUCAUGGAGCCUGUCUGGACACUGCUCUGACUGCCCGCAAGCGUGCCGGCUGGCAGUGCCCUGAAUGCAAAGAGUGCCAAGCCUGCAGGAAACCUGGGAAUGAUUCUAAGAUGUUGGUCUGUGAGACCUGUGACAAGGGGCAUCAUACUUUCUGCUUAAAGCCACCGAUAGAGGGACUGCCUGCCCACUCCUGGAAGUGUGCGACAUGCCGAGUGUGCCGGGCCUGUGGGGCGGGCUCAGCAGAGCUGAGUCCCAACUCUGAGUGGUUUGAGAACUAUUCACUCUGUCACCACUGUCACCAAGCCCAGGGACGUCAGCCUGUCGCUUCCGUUGCCGAGCAGUGCCCACCUGUCCGUGGCAGAUUUCCACCCCCAGAGCCUGGUGACGUCCCCACUGAUGAGCCCGGUGCUCUCUACGUUGCAUGCCAACGGCAGCCAAAGGGUGGGCACGCGACCUCUAUGCAACCCAAGGACCCGGGGCCCCUGCAACGUGAAGCCAAACCACCAGGGAGAGCAGGGACCCAACUUGAAGCCCAGUUGGAGGCUCCCCUAAACGAGGAGAUGCCACUGCUGCCCUCGCCUGAGGAGUCACCCCUGUCCCCACCACCUGAGGAGUCACCUACAUCUCCACCACCCGAGGCCUCACGCCUGUCCCCGCCACCUGAGGAAUCACCUGAAUCUAUGCUACCUGAGACAUCACGCCUGUCCCCACCGACUGAGGAGUCACCCCUGUCUCCGCCACCUGAGGAGUCUCCUUUGUCUCCCCCACCUGAGGCCUCACCUUUUUCUCCAUUGGAGGAGUCACCCCGAUCUCCUGCACUAGAGACGCCCCUGUCCCCACCGCCUGAAGCCUCACCCCGGUCUCCACCAUUUGAGGAAUCUCCUCUAUCUCCUCCACCUGAGGAAUUGCCCACUUCCCCACCACCUGAAGCUUCUCGCCUGUCCCCUCCACCUGAAGAGUCACCCAUGUCCCCUCCACCUGAAGAGUCACCCAUGUCCCCUCCACCCGAGGCAUCUCGUCUGUUCCCGCCAUUUGAAGAGUCUCCUCUAUCCCCUCCGCCUGAAGAGUCGCCUCUGUCCCCCCCUCCGGAGGCAUCACGCCUGUCCCCACCCCCUGAGGACUCACCGAUGUCCCCCCCACCUGAAGUAUCACGCUUCUCCCCGCUGCCUGUCCUGUCACACUUCUCCCCCCUGCCUGAGGUAUCACGGCUGUCCCCACCACCUGAGGAAUCUCCCCUGUCCCCACCACCUGAGGACUCUCCCACCUCACCUCCACCUGAGGCUUCACGACUGUCCCCUCCCCCUGAGGACUCUCCCACCUCACCUCCACCUGAGGACUCCCUCAUGUCCCUACCGCGGGAGGGGUCGCCCUUGUCACCACAGCCUGAGGAACCGAGACUCUGCCCUCAGCCCGAAGAACCAUACUUGUCUCCUCAGCCCGAGGAGCCCCAACUCUGUCCCCAGCCCGAGGAGCUGCCCCUGUCUCCACAGUCUGAGGAGCCAUGCCUGUCCCCUAUGCUUCAGGAACCACACCUGUCCCCUCAGCCUGAGGAACCACACCUGUCCCCUCAGCCUGAGGAACCACACCUGUCCCCUCAGCCUGAGGAACCACAUCUGUCCCCUCAGCCUGAGGAACCACAUCUGUCCCCUCAGCCUGAGGAACCACAUCUGUCCCCUCAGCCUGAGGAACCACAUCUGUCCCCUCAGCCUGAGGAACCACAUCUGUCCCCUCAGCCUGAGGAACCACACCUGUCCCCUCAGCCUGAGGAACCACAUCUGUCCCCUCAGCCUGAGGAACCACAUCUGUCUCCCCAAUCUGAGGAGCCUUGCCUGUCCCCCAUGCCUGAGGAGCCAUGCCUAUCCCCCAAGCCUGAGGAACUAUACCAAUCUCCUCGGCCUGAAGAACCUCCUGAGGAACCAAGCCAGUGCCCUGCACCCGAGGAGUUGCCCUUGUUUCCCCCAGCUGGGGAGCCACCUUUAUCCCCCAUGCUCGGAGAGCCAGCCCUGACUGAGCCUGGGGACCCAUCUCUGUCCCCACUUCCUGAGGAGCUGCCCUUGUCCCUCUCGGGGGAGCCAGCCUUGUCACCUCAGCUGAUGCCACCAGAUCCUCUUCCUCCUCCGCUCUCACCCAUUCUUCCAGCGGCGGCUCCUCCUGCCCUGUCUCCUUUGGGGGAGUUAGAGUACCCCUUUGGUGCCAAAGGGGACAGUGACCCUGAGUCACCAUUGGCUGCCCCCAUUCUAGAGACACCUAUCAGCCCUCCACCAGAAGCUAACUGCACUGACCCUGAGCCUGUACCCCCAAUGAUCCUUCCGCCAUCUCCAGGCUCCCCGAUGGGACCUGCUUCUCCUAUCCUCAUGGAAUCCCUCCCUCCACCUUGUUCUCCACUCCUCCAGCAUUCCUUGCCUCCUCCAGCCUCUCCUCCCCGAUGUUCACCUCCCGCUCUGCCACUGUCUAUCCCCUCCCCACUGAGUCCUGUGCAGAAGGCAGUGGAUGUCUCAGAUGACGCUGAGCUGCAUGAGAUGGAGACUGAGAAAGGUCCAGAACCUGAGUGCCCAGCCUUGGAACCCAGGGCCACCAGCCCUCUGCCAUCCCCUAUGGGGGACCUUUCUUGCCCUGCCCCCAGCCCCGCCCCUGCCCUGGAUGACUUCUCUGGCUUGGAAGAAGACACAGCCCCUCUAGAUGGGACUGAUGCUAACACUUCACAGUCACAGACUGGACAGACCCCUGGCAGUUUGGCUAGUGAACUUAAAGGUUCUCCUGUGCUCCUGGACCCUGAGGAGCUGACCGCUGUGACCCCUAUGGAGGUCUAUGGCCCGGAUUGCAAGCAGGCAGGACAGGGCUCACCCUGUGAAGAGCAGGAGGAGCCUGGUGCACCAGUGGCCCCCAUGCCGCCCACUCUCAUCAAAUCAGACAUUGUUAAUGAGAUCUCUAAUCUGAGCCAGGGCGAUGCCAGUGCCAGUUUUCCUGGUUCAGAGCCCCUGCUGGGCUCUCCUGACCCUGAGGGGGGCGGCUCCUUGUCCAUGGAGCUGGGCGUGUCUACAGAUGUUAGUCCAGCCCGAGAUGAGGGCUCCCUGCGCCUCUGUACCGACUCACUGCCAGAGACUGAUGACUCACUGUUAUGUGACGCUGGGACAACUGUCAGCGGGGGCAAAGCGGAGGGUGACAAAGGGCGGCGGCGCAGCUCCCCGGCCCGGUCCCGGAUCAAACAGGGUCGUAGCAGUAGUUUCCCAGGAAGACGCCGGCCUCGUGGAGGAGCACAUGGCGGCCGAGGGCGAGGACGGGCUCGACUGAAGUCCACCACUUCUUCCGUUGAGACCUUGGUAGUGGCUGAUAUUGAUAGUUCUCCUAGCAAGGAGGAGGAGGAGGAAGAUGACGACACCAUGCAGAAUACGGUGGUUCUCUUCUCCAACACGGACAAGUUUGUUCUGAUGCAGGACAUGUGUGUGGUGUGUGGCAGCUUUGGCCGGGGGGCCGAGGGCCACCUCCUGGCCUGUUCCCAGUGUUCCCAGUGCUACCACCCUUACUGUGUCAACAGCAAGAUCACCAAGGUGAUGCUGCUGAAAGGCUGGCGUUGUGUGGAGUGCAUUGUGUGCGAGGUUUGCGGCCAGGCCUCCGACCCUUCACGCCUGCUGCUCUGUGAUGACUGUGACAUUAGCUACCAUACAUACUGCCUGGACCCUCCACUGCUCACUGUGCCCAAGGGUGGCUGGAAAUGCAAGUGGUGUGUGUCUUGUAUGCAGUGUGGGGCCGCCUCCCCUGGCUUCCACUGUGAAUGGCAGAAUAGUUACACACAUUGCGGGCCCUGUGCCAGCCUGGUGACUUGUCCUGUCUGUCAUGCCCCCUAUGUGGAGGAAGACCUGCUAAUCCAGUGUCGCCACUGUGAACGGUGGAUGCAUGCUGGCUGUGAGAGCCUCUUCACAGAGGAUGAAGUGGAGCAAGCUGCUGAUGAAGGCUUUGACUGUGUUUCCUGUCAGCCCUAUGUGGUGAAACCUGUGGCACCAGUUGCCCCACCAGAACUGGUACCAGUGAAGGUAAAAGAACCAGAGCCCCAGUUCUUUCGCUUCGAGGGUGUGUGGCUGACAGAAACUGGCAUGGCCGUGCUGCGUAACCUGACCAUGUCACCACUGCACAAGCGGCGCCAGCGGCGAGGACGGCUAGGCCUCCCAGGCGAGGCAGGGCUGGAGGGUUCUGAGCCCUCAGAUGCCCUUGGCCCUGAGGACAAGAAGGAUGGGGACCUGGACACUGACGAGCUGCUCAAGGGUGAAGGUGGGGUGGAGCACAUGGAGUGUGAGGUUAAGCUAGAAGGUCCUGCCAGCCCUGAUGUAGAACCUGGCAGAGAGGAGACAGAGGAGAGCAAAAAACGCAAGCGCAAACCCUAUCGGCCGGGCAUUGGUGGUUUCAUGGUACGGCAGCGGAAAACUCAUGCACGUGUGAAAAGGGGGCCUGCGGCACAGGCGGAGGUGUUGAGUGGGGAUGGGCAGCCCGACGAGGGUGAGAUGGUGAUGCCUCCUGAUCUGCCUACAGAGGGCUCUGUGGAGCCAAGCGUUGCUGAGGGGGACGAGAAGAAGAAGCAGCAGCGGAGAGGGCGCCGGAAGAGCAAGCUGGAGGACAUGUUCCCUGCUUAUUUGCAGGCAGCCUUCUUUGGGAAGGAACUGCUGGACCUGAGUCGGAAGGCCCUUUUUGCAGUUGGGGUGGGCCGGCCAAGCUUCGGAUUGGGAACUCAAAAGCCCCGGGGGGAUGGAGGUUCAGAGAGGAAGGAGCUCACUGCCUCGCACAAAGGAGACGAUGGUCCAGAUGUUGCAGAUGAAGAGUCCCGUGGUCUUGAGGGCAUGGCUGAUAUACCAGUUGCAGGGCUUGAGGAUGGGGGUGUAAAGGCAUCGCCAGUGCCCAGUGACCCUGAGAAGCCGGGUACCCCAGGUGAAGGAAUGCUUAGCUCCGACUUAGACAAGAUUCCCACAGAAGAACUGCCCAAGAUGGAGUCCAAGGACCUGCAGCAGCUCUUUAAGGAUGUGCUGGGUUCAGAAAGAGAGCAGCAUCUGGGUUGUGGAACUCCUGGCCUAGAAGGCAACCGUACACCACUGCAGAGGCCCUUUCUCCAAGGUGGACUCCCUUUGGGCAGCCUCCCUUCCAGCAGCCCAAUGGACUCCUACCCAGGCCUCUGCCAGUCUCCCUUCUUGGAUUCUAGGGAGCGCGGGGGCUUCUUUAGCCCAGAACCCGGUGAGCCAGACAGCCCUUGGACAGGCUCAGGGGGCACCACCCCCUCCACUCCCACCACCCCUACCACAGAGGGUGAGGGCGACGGACUGUCCUAUAACCAGCGGAGUCUACAGCGUUGGGAAAAAGAUGAGGAACUGGGCCAGCUCUCCACCAUUUCACCUGUACUCUAUGCCAACAUUAACUUUCCUAAUCUCAAGCAAGAUUACCCAGACUGGUCUAGCCGAUGUAAACAAAUCAUGAAGCUCUGGAGAAAGGUUCCAGCUGCUGACAAAGCCCCCUACCUGCAAAAGGCCAAAGAUAACCGGGCUGCUCACCGCAUCAACAAGGUGCAAAAGCAGGCUGAGAGCCAGAUCAACAAGCAGGCCAAGGUGGGCGACCUAGCCCGUAAGACUGAUCGACCGGCCCUCCAUCUCCGCAUUCCCUCCCAGCCAGGGGCACUGGGCAGUCCGCCCCCUGCUGCGGCCCCCACCAUUUUCAUCGGCAGUCCCACCACCCCUGCUGGCUUGUCUACCUCUGCGGACGGGUUCCUGAAGCCACCAGCGGGCACAGUGCCCGGCCCUGACUCACCUGGUGAGCUCUUCCUCAAGCUCCCGCCCCAGGUGCCCGCCCAAGUGCCUUCGCAGGACCCCUUUGGACUGGCCCCUGCCUACGCCCCGGAGCCCCGCUUCUCUGCGGCACCACCCACAUAUCCUCCUUACCCAAGCCCCUCUGGAGCCCCCGGCCAGCCCCCGAUACUGGGCACCACAACUCGACCUGGGACUGGCCAGCCAGGGGAAUUCCACACUACCCCACCGGGCACCCCCAGACACCAGCCUUCCACGCCUGACCCCUUCCUCAAACCCCGUUGCCCCUCAUUGGACAACCUGGCUGUGCCUGAGAGCCCAGGGGUAGCAGGAGGCAAGACAUCCGAGCCUCUUCUCUCACCCCCACCUUUUGGGGAGUCCCGGAAGACCCUAGAGGUGAAGAAGGAAGAGCUUGGGGCAUCCUCUCCUGGCUAUGGUCCCCCAAACCUGGGCUGUGUUGACUCACCCUCCUCAGGCCCCCAGCUGGGUGGCCUGGAGUUAAAGGCACCUGAUGUCUUCAAAGCCCCCCUCACCCCUCGGGCAUCUCAGGUAGAGCCCCAGAGCCCGGGCCUGGGCUUACGGGCCCAGGAGCCACCCCCUGCCCAGGCUUUGGCCCCUUCUCCUCCCAGCCACCCAGACGUCUUUCGUUCUGGCCCCUACACUGACCCCUAUGCCCAGCCCCCAUUGACUCCUCGGCCCCAGCCACCACCCUCUGAGAGCUGCUGUGCCCUGCCUCCUCGGUCACUGCCCUCUGACCCCUUCUCUAGAGUGCCCGCCAGUCCUCAGUCCCAGUCCAGCUCCCAGUCCCCGUUGACUCCACGUCCUCUGUCUGCUGAGGCUUUCUGCCCAUCCCCUGUUACCCCUCGCUUCCAGUCCCCCGACCCUUACUCUCGUCCACCCUCCCGCCCUCAGUCCCGUGACCCCUUCGCCCCAUUGCAUAAGCCACCCCGACCCCAGCCCCCUGAAGUUGCCUUUAAGGCUGGGCCCCUAGCCCACACUCCGCUGGGAGCUGGGGGCUUCCCAGCAGCCCUGCCCUCCGGCCCAGCAGGUGAGCUCCAUGCCAAGGUCCCAAGUGGACAGCCUCCCAAUUUUGCCCGUUCUCCUGGGACAGGCGCAUUUGUGGGCACCCCGUCUCCCAUGCGGUUCACUUUCCCACAGGGGGUGGGGGAGCCUUCCCUAAAGCCCCCUGUCCCUCAGCCUGGUCUCCCACCCCAUGGGAUCAACAGCCAUUUUGGGCCUGGCCCCACCUUGGGGAAGCCUCAAAGCACAAACUACGCAGUAGCCACGGGGAACUUUCACCCAUCAGGCAGCCCCCUGGGACCCACCACUGGGCCCACAGGGGAGGGCUAUGGGCUGUCCCCACUGCGCCCCGCGUCAGUUCUCCCGCCCCCCACACCCGAUGGACCCCUUCCCUACUUGUCCCAUGGAGCCUCACAAAGGGCAGGCAUCACCUCACCAGUGGAAAAGCGCGAAGACGCAGCAGGAGCUACAGUGAGCGGUGGCUCUUUGGCAACCCCUGAACUCUCAAGUACCCAGGAUGCAGGCAUGUCUAGCCUCAGCCAGACGGAGCUGGAGAAGCAGCGGCAGCGCCAGAGACUAAGAGAACUGCUGAUUCGGCAGCAGAUCCAGCGUAACAACCUGCGGCAGGAGAAGGAAACAGCUGCAGCAGCUGCAGGUGCCGUGGGGCCUCCAGGCAACUGGGGUGCUGAACCCAGCAGCCCUGCCUUUGAACAGCUGAGUCGAGGCCAGACCCCGUUCACCGGGUCCCAGGAGAAGAGCAGUAUUGUGGGGUUACCCUCAAGCAAACUAGGUGGUCCCAUCCUGGGACCAGGAGCCUUCUCCAGUGAUGACCGACUCUCCCGGCCACUUCCACCAGCCACACCUUCCGCCAUGGAUAUGAACAGCAGGCAACUUGUCGGAGGCUCCCAGGCCUUCUAUCAGCGCACACCAUAUCCUGGGUCCCUGCCUCUACAGCAGCAGCAGCAGCAGCAGCAGCAACUGUGGCAGCAGCAGCAGCAACAGCAGGCAACAGCAGCAACCUCCAUGCGACUUGCUAUGUCUGCUCGAUUUCCAUCAACUCCUGCACCAGAACUUGGCCGCCAAGCACUAGGCUCCCCCUUGGCAGGGAUCCCCACCCGCCUUCCAGGCCCUGCUGAGCCCGUGCCUGGUCCAGCUGGUCCUGCUCAGUUUAUUGAGUUGCGACACAAUGUGCAGAAAGGACUUGGACCUGGGGGAUCUCCGUUUCCUGGUCAGGGUCCCCCUCAGAGGCCCCGUUUUUAUCCGGUAAGCGAGGAACCCCAUCGAAUGGCUCCUGAAGGUCUUCGGGGCAUGGCUGCUUCAGGCCUUCCCCCACAGAAACCCUCAGCUCCACCAGCUCCUGAUUUGAACAACAGCCUCCAUCAGACACCCCAUACCAAGGGUCCUGCCCUACCGACUGGCUUGGAGCUGGUCACCCGUCCACCAUCAAGCACUGAACUUGGUCGCCCCCCUCUGGCCUUGGAAGCUGGCAAGUUGCCUUGUGAGGAUCCUGAGCUAGAUGAUGACUUUGAUGCCCACAAGGCCCUAGAGGAUGAUGAAGAGCUUGCUCACUUGGGUCUGGGUGUGGAUGUGGCCAAGGGUGAUGAUGAACUGAGCACCCUGGAAAACCUGGAGACUAAUGAUCCCCACCUAGAUGACCUCCUCAAUGGAGAUGAGUUUGACCUGCUGGCGUACACUGACCCAGAGCUGGACACCGGGGACAAGAAGGACAUCUUCAAUGAGCAUCUAAGGCUGGUGGAGUCAGCAAAUGAGAAGGCUGAGCGAGAGGCCCUGCUGCGGGGGGUGGAGCCAGUAUCCUUGGGCCCUGAGGAACGCCCUCCCCCUGCCACAGAUAACGCUGAGCCUCGCCUAACAUCUGUGCUCCCUGAGGUGAAGCCCAAAGUGGAGGAGGGAGGGCGCCAUCCUUCUCCUUGCCAGUUCACCAUUAACACCCCCAAGGUGGAGCCAGCACCUUCGGCCGCUCCCCUCAGCCUGGGACUUAAGCCAGGUCAGACUGUGCUGGGCAGCCGGGACACUCGAGUAGGUACAGGACCAUUCCCCAGCAGUGGGCACACAGCCGAGAAGGGCCCGUUUGGGACCACAGGAGGAGCACCAGCUCACUUGCUGAACCCCGGCUCACUGAGUGGCCCAGGUGGAUCCUCCCUUCUGGAAAAAUUUGAACUAGAGAGUGGGGCUCUCACCUUGCCCAGUGGACACGCAGCACCUGGAGAUGAGCUGGACAAGAUGGAGAGCUCACUCGUCGCCAGCGAGUUGCCGCUGCUCAUCGAGGACCUGUUAGAGCAUGAGAAGAAGGAGCUACAGAAGAAGCAGCAGCUUUCAGCCCAGCUGCAGCCUGCCCAGCAGCAGCAGCAGCAGCAGCAGCAACAGCAGCAGCAACAGCAGCAGCAACACUCCCUCCUUCCCGCGCCAGGCCCUGCACAGACCCUGCCUUUGCCGCAUGAGGCUGGGCCCCCACAGCAGCUCGCUCUGGGGCUUGGAAGUACUCGACAGCCAGGUUUGGGCCAGUCACUGAUGCCCACCCAGUCACCAGCUCACGCGCUUCAGCAGCGCCUGGCCCCGUCUGUGCCUAUGGUGUCUAACCAAGGGCAUAUGCUAAGUGGGCAGCAGGCAGGGCAGGCAGGCUUGAUGCCCCAACAGAGCUCCCAGCCAGUGUUAGCACAGAAGCCCAUGAACGCCAUGCCAGCUUCCAUGUGCAUGAAGCCCCAACAGCUGGCAGUGCAGCAGCAACAGCUGGCUAGCAGCUUCUUCCCCGACACAGAUCUGGACAAAUUUGCUGCAGAGGACAUCAUUGACCCUAUUGCAAAGGCUAAGAUGGUAGCUUUGAAAGGCAUCAAGAAAGUGAUGGCUCAGGGCAGCAUUGGGGUGGCCCCCGGAAUGAACAGGCAGCAAGUCUCACUGCUGGCACAGAGGCUCUCGGGGGGAUCUGGCUCUGAUCUGCAGAACCACGUGGCACCUGGGAGUGGCCAGGAGCGGAAUGCUAGUGACCCUUCUCAGCCUCGUCCCAAUCCACCCACUUUUGCCCAGGGAGUGAUCAAUGACGCUGACCAGCGGCAGUAUGAAGAGUGGCUGUUUCACACCCAGCAGCUCCUACAGAUGCAGCUGAAGGUGCUAGAGGAGCAGAUUGGUGUGCACCGCAAGUCUCGGAAGGCUCUCUGUGCCAAGCAGCGCACUGCCAAAAAGGCCGGCCGUGAGUUCCCGGAAGCUGACGCUGAGAAGCUCAAGCUGGUUACAGAGCAGCAAAGCAAGAUCCAGAAACAACUGGAUCAGGUCCGGAAACAGCAGAAGGAGCACACGAAUCUCAUGGCAGAAUAUCGCAACAAGCAGCAGCAGCAGCAGCAACAACAGCAGCAGCAGCAACAGCAGCAGCACUCAGCUGUACUGGCUCUCAGCCCUUCUCAGAGUUCUCGGGUACUCACUAAGCUGCCUGGCCAGCUGCUCCCUGGCCAUGGAUUACAGCCACCACAGGCACCUCCAGGUGGGCAAGCUGGAGGUCUUCGCCUGCCUCCGGGAGGUAUGGUACUCCCUGGACAGCCCGGUGGUCCGUUCCUCAAUACUGCCUUGGCCCAGCAGCAGCAGCAGCAGCAGCAACAACAGCAGCAGCAUCCUGGUGUGGCUGGAUCCUUGACUGGCCCCUCAGGGAGCUUCUUCCCUGGUAAUCUUGCUCUCCGAAGCCUUGGACCUGACUCAAGGCUUUUUCAGGAAAGGCAACUACAGCUGCAGCAGCAACGAAUGCAGCUGGCCCAGAAAUUGCAGCAGCAGCAGCAGCAGCAACAACAGCAGCAGCAGCAGCACCUCUUAGGGCAGGUGGCAGUCCAGCAGCAGCAGGGUCCCCCCGGAGUACAGAACCAGACUCUGGGUCCCAAGCCUCAGGGUCUUCUGCCUCCCAGCAACCACCAGGGCCUCCUGGUGCAACAGUUGUCCCCCCAGCAAUCACAGGGCUCCCAGGGCAUGCUGGGUCCUGGCCAGGUUGCAGUGCUGCAGCAGCAGCAGCAGCAGCAGCACUCUGGAGCUUUGGGUCCUCAGGGCCCUCACAGACAGGUGCUUAUGACUCAGUCCAGGGUGCUGAGUUCCCCUCAGCUGUCGCAGCAGGGUCACAGCCUUAUGGGACACCGACUGCUCACAGCCCAGCAGCAACAGCAGCAGCACCAACAACAGGGCUCUAUGGCAGGCCUUUCCCAUCUUCAGCAAGGAAUGAUGUCACAUGCUGGACAGCCCAAAAUGAGUGCUCAGACGUUGGGCUCCUUGCAGCAACAGCAGCAGCAGCUGCAGCAGCAACAACUGCACCUUCAGCAGCUGCACCAACAACAACAGCUUCAGCAACAACAGCAACAUCUUCAGCAGCAGCAACAGCUCCAGCAGCAGCAACAACAACAGCAACAUCUUCAGCAGCAGCAGCAGCUGCAGCAGCAACAGCAACAGCAACAUCUUCAGCAGCAGCAGCAGCAGCAGCAGAUGGGCCUCUUGAAUCAGAAUCGAACUUUACUAUCUCCUCAGCAGCAGCAGCAGCAGCAGCAGCAGCAGCAACAGCAACAGCAGCAGCAGGUGACCCUUGGCCCUGGCAUGCCAGCCAAACCUCUUCAACACUUUUCUAGCCCUGGAGCCCUAGGCCCAACCCUCCUCCUGACAGGCAAGGAACAAAACAUUGCAGAGACAUCACUUCCUUCAGAGGUCACUGAGGGACCCUCCACCCAUCAAGGAGGGCCACUAGCAGUGGGGACUACACCUGAGUCAAUGUCUGUUGAACCAGGGGAGGUAAAGCCCUCCAUUUCCGGAGACUCACAACUCCUGCUUGUCCAAUCCCAGGCCCAGUCUCAGCCCGCCUCAAUGCAGCUGCAGCCACCACUAAGGCUCCCAGGACAACCCCAACAGCAAGUUAACUUGCUCCACACAGCGGGUGGAGGAAACCAUGGGCAGCAGCUAGGGAGUGGAUCCUCUUCCGAGGCCCCAUCUAUACCCCACCUGCUGACCCAACCCUCUGUUACCUUAGGGGAGCAGCCUGGGCCUAUGGCCCAGAACCUUCUGGGUUCCCAACAGCCCCUUGGGCUAGAUCGGCCCAUUCAGAACAAUACAGGGCCACAGCCUCCCAAAUCGGGCCCUGUCCCUCAGUCUGCACAGGGUCUUCCUGGGGUUGGAGCCAUGCCUACGGUGGGUCAACUUCGAGCACAGCUCCAAGGAGUCCUGGCCAAAAACCCACAGCUGCGGCACUUGAGUCCGCAGCAGCAGCAGCAGCUGCAGGCCCUCCUCAUGCAGCGGCAGUUGCAGCAGCAGCAGAGUCAGGCAGUACGCCAGACUCCACCGGUCCAGGAGCCUGGGACCCAGCCCUCUCCUCUCCAGGGCCUCUUGGGCUGCCAACCUCAACCUGGGAGUUUUUCUGGAUCUCAGACUGGAUCCCUCCAGGAGCUAGGGGCAGGGCCUAGACCUCAGGGCCCACCCCGGCUCCCUGUCCCACAAGGAGCCUUAUCUACAGGACCAGUGCUUGGCCCUGUCCAUCCCACACCUCCACCAUCCAGUCCCCAAGAGCCAAAGAGACCUUCACAAUUACCUUCCCCCAGUGCCCAGCUAACCCCUACCCAUCCAGGGACUCCAAAGCCCCCAGGGCCAACCUUGGAGCUGCCUCCUGGGAGGGUCUCACCUGCUGCUGCCCAGCUUGCAGAUACAUUCUUUGGCAAGGGGCUGGGACCUUGGGACCCCUCAGAAAACCUAACCGAAGCCCAGAAGCCAGAGCAGAGCAGCCUGGUAUCUGGGCAUCUGGAGCAGGUGAAUGGACAGGUGGUACAUGAGCCACCCCAACUCAGCAUCAAGCAGGAGCCUCGGGAAGAGCCAUGUGCCCUGGGCGCACAGGCAGUGAAAAGGGAGGCCAAUGGGGAGCCAGCAGGGACACCGGGCACCAGCAACCACCUUCUGCUAGCAGGCUCCCGCUCAGAGGCCGGGCAUCUGCUCUUGCAGAAGCUUCUACGGGCAAAGAAUGUUCAACUUGGUACUGGGCGGGGGCCUGAGGGGCCUCGGUCUGAGAUCAACGGACACAUUGACAGCAAGCUGUCGGGGCUGGAGCAGAAACUCCAGGGUCCUCCCAGCAACAGAGAGGACGCAGCCACAAGAAAGCCUUUGCCAGUGAAGCCCAAGCGGGCACAGAAGGCGAGUGACAGGUUGGUGAGCUCCCGAAAGAAGCUGCGGAAAGAAGAUGGGGUCAGGGCCAACGAGGCCUUACUGAAACAGCUAAAACAGGAACUGUCCCAGCUGCCCCUGACAGAGCCUACCAUCACCGCCAACUUUAGCCUCUUCGCUCCCUUUGGCAGCGGCUGCCUAGUCAGUGGGCAGAGCCAGCUCAGGGGGGCCUUCGGAAGUGGGGCUCUACACACCGGCCCCGACUACUAUUCUCAGCUGCUCACCAAGAAUAACCUGAGUAACCCGCCGACACCACCCUCGUCGCUGCCCCCCACCCCACCCCCAUCGGUGCAGCAGAAGAUGGUGAAUGGUGUUACUCCCUCUGACGAGCUGGGGGAGCACCCCAAGGAUGCAGCCUCUGCCCAGGACACUGAAGGAACAUUGAGGGAUGCUGCAGAGGUGAAGAGUUUAGACCUGCUGGCUGCUCUGCCCACACCCCCUCACAAUCAGACUGAGGAUGUCAGGAUGGAGAGUGAUGAGGACAGUGACUCCCCUGACAGCAUCGUGCCGGCGUCGUCCCCUGAGAGCAUCCUUGGGGAAGAGGCCCCACGUUUUCCACAGCUGGGCUCUGGCCGGUGGGAGCGGGACAGUCGGUCCCUCUCUCCUGUCAUCCCUAUCAUCCCCCGUGCCAGCAUCCCUGUCUUCCCAGAUACAAAACCUUAUGGGGCCCUUGACCUGGAGGUCCCUGGAAAGCUGCCUGCUGCAGCUUGGGAGAAAGGCAAAGGAAGUGAGGUGUCCGUCAUGCUGACAGUCUCUGCCGCCGCCGCCAAGAAUCUGAAUGGUGUGAUGGUAGCAGUGGCAGAGUUACUAAGCAUGAAGAUACCCAACUCCUACGAGGUGCUGUUCCCAGACAGCCCUGCCCGAGCUGGCCUUGAGCCUAAGAAGGUGGAAGCGGAGGGCCCUGGUGGGAAAGAAAAAGGUUUGAGUGUCCGGGGCCCUGACGCUGGACCUGAUUGGCUAAGGCAGUUUGAUGCCGUGUUGCCUGGCUACACCCUUAAGAGCCAGUUAGACAUCUUGAGCCUCCUGAAACAGGAGAGUUCUGCCCCAGAGCCAUCCACCCAGCACAGCUACACCUACAAUGUCUCCAACCUGGAUGUGAGGCAGCUCUCCGCCCCGCCUCCUGAGGAACCGUCCCCACCUCCAUCCCCUUUGGCACCUUCUCCUGCCAGCCCCCCCGCUGAGCCCCUGGUUGAACUUCAGGCUGAACCCUCUGCUGAGCCACCAAUCCCUUCGCCUUUACCACUGGCUUCCUCCCCUGAAUCUGCCCGGCCCAAACCCCGAGCCCGGCCCCCUGAAGACAGCGAAGAUUCCCGUCCCCCACGCCUCAAAAAGUGGAAAGGGGUACGCUGGAAGCGACUGCGACUGCUGCUUACCAUCCAGAAGGGCAGCGGGCGGCAAGAGGACGAACGGGAAGUGGCAGAGUUUAUGGAGCAGCUCGGUACAGCCUUGAGACCAAACAAGGUGCCUCGAGACAUGCGACGGUGCUGCUUCUGUCAUGAAGAGGGAGAUGGUGCCACUGAUGGGCCUGCCCGCCUCCUCAACCUUGACCUGGACCUCUGGGUACACCUCAACUGUGCCCUGUGGUCCACGGAGGUGUAUGAAACCCAGGGUGGGGCACUGAUGAAUGUGGAGGUGGCCCUGCACCGAGGACUGCUGACCAAGUGCUCCCUGUGCCAGCGAACUGGUGCCACUAGCAGCUGCAACCGCAUGCGCUGCCCCAGUGUCUACCACUUUGCCUGUGCCAUCCGUGCCAAGUGCAUGUUCUUCAAGGACAAGACCAUGCUGUGUCCGAUGCACAAGAUCAAGGGGCCUUGUGAGCAGGAACUGAGCUCCUUUGCUGUCUUCCGGAGGGUCUACAUUGAACGGGACGAGGUGAAGCAGAUCGCCAGCAUCAUCCAGCGGGGUGAGCGGCUACACAUGUUCCGAGUAGGAGGUCUUGUGUUCCAUGCCAUUGGGCAGCUGCUCCCACACCAGAUGGCUGACUUCCACAGUGCCACGGCCCUCUAUCCUGUGGGCUAUGAGGCUACUCGCAUCUACUGGAGUCUUCGGACCAACAAUCGCCGCUGCUGCUACCGCUGCUCCAUCAGCGAGAAUAACGGACGGCCGGAGUUUGUGAUCAAAGUCAUUGAGCAGGGUUUAGAAGACCUGGUCUUCACUGAUGCCUCUCCCCAAGCUGUAUGGAACCGCAUCAUUGAACCUGUGGCAGCCAUGAGAAAAGAAGCAGACAUGCUGAGGCUCUUCCCCGAGUACCUAAAAGGCGAGGAGCUCUUUGGGCUGACAGUGCACGCAGUACUUCGCAUAGCCGAGUCGCUACCUGGGGUGGAGAGCUGUCAGAACUAUUUAUUCCGCUAUGGGCGCCACCCCCUGAUGGAACUGCCACUCAUGAUCAACCCCACCGGCUGCGCCAGAUCAGAACCUAAAAUCCUCACACACUACAAACGGCCCCAUACCUUGAACAGCACCAGCAUGUCUAAGGCAUAUCAGAGCACCUUCACAGGCGAGACCAACACCCCAUACAGCAAGCAGUUUGUGCACUCCAAGUCAUCUCAAUAUCGGCGCCUGCGCACUGAGUGGAAGAACAAUGUUUACCUGGCUCGCUCCCGUAUCCAGGGCCUAGGGCUCUAUGCAGCCAAGGACCUAGAAAAGCACACGAUGGUCAUCGAGUACAUUGGCACCAUCAUCCGCAAUGAGGUGGCCAAUCGGCGGGAGAAAAUAUACGAGGAGCAGAACCGAGGCAUCUACAUGUUCCGGAUAAACAAUGAACACGUGAUUGACGCUACGUUGACUGGAGGCCCUGCCAGGUACAUUAACCACUCCUGUGCCCCUAACUGUGUAGCAGAGGUCGUAACAUUUGACAAGGAGGACAAAAUCAUCAUCAUCUCCAGCCGGCGGAUCCCCAAAGGAGAGGAGCUGACCUAUGACUAUCAGUUUGAUUUCGAGGACGAUCAGCACAAGAUCCCCUGUCACUGUGGAGCCUGGAACUGUCGGAAAUGGAUGAACUAAGAAGCUUUGAGGCUACCAGGCAGGGGAACACCCCACCCCCCGCCUCUUCCCUGAAAGGGAUGAGGGGGAAGAGCGGUAGCAGCCAGAGCUAGGACCCAGGGCUGGAGCUGCCGGCCGACCAGAGCCCCUGGAGCAGGAGGCUGGGGCAGAGGGCCCUAGGCCAAGCCCACCCUGGGCACCAGGGACAACCUUCUUCCCUGCCACCGGCCCUUAGGCUGGCAUCUCUGCCCCCAGCUCCAGGAGGGGACAGACAGAAGCAGCCACUGGGCAUCUCAGGUUUGAGGGGGAUAUGGGCCGGGAACUACCCAGAAGUGUCUGGGAGGCAGCAGGGAGGGAGGAGGAGGAUGUGUGGCCGGGCCUCACAGCCCUGCUGCCUCCACCGGCCUCUCUGGCCCAACUCAAGGCUGCAAAGAGACUUGACUAAAAGCUUGACAAUCCCAAAGGCCGGGUCCCACACCUGGCCCUGCCUGCCGGGUCCUGCCCCUGCCCUCACCCCCAUCCCCUUCCUCUCUUCUGUCUCUGUCUCCCUCUUUCCUCUGUGUUUCUGUCUCUCUAUGGGUUGUGUUUCCUUGUUUUCCACUCUGACAAAUGCAACAUGAUGGGAAAGAGGCAUCCAGAUGCCCAGGAGGGCAAGCUGGGCAAGCCGGGCAAGGAGACCCCGCACCCACACCUACCUCAUUUAAGUGUUGGAUUUUUUGCUGUUUUGAAAUGUGAGACCCUCUCCAAGCCCCCACUGCCCUGUCCCCCUCCCCCACCUCACUGCCCUCUUCUAGUGGGUGGAGGGGGGGUAGGAGGAGGAAGCAACAACAGUAACAACAAAAAAAUCCAUCUUUGUUUUUAAUGAUGGGCAUGGGAUGGUGGCUGAGGCAAACGGUGAUGGAGACUGGGGAUGACUGGUCCCUAGUUGCUCUAGAACUUCCUUCUCCAUCUGGACAUGGAGGCAGGAGGGGGUGUGCUAAACCUAGGACCAGGAUCUCUCUCUCCUGUUUUCCCAGCCUCAUCCUUAGCCCAUUUGCCCUCCAGCCCCUGGAUGGGGUGUGGGGGGUAGGGUGAGGGCUAUCCCUGUGUGGCAUGCCCAUACCCAGUGAGGCAGGGUGUGGCCCAGAGCUCUCACUUUCCCUCAGUCACCAAACUGCUGCUGGUCUGGUGGGAAUGGGUGGUGAUGUGGGGGUGGGGAGCUUAGUGUCAGCGCGGGGAGGGUGGGGGGUAUUUAUCUAUUUAUACAUGGGGUUGUACAUAGUCUUGUGGGACAUGGGGGAGCCGGCUGGAGGUGAGAACCCUCCCCUCUCCCCCAACCCCCGGGGAGAGCAAAUGUAAAACUACUAAUUUUUGUGCUUUAUAUAUUCUAUAUAAAUAUAUCUAUUUUCUUUUUACAAAACCAGUUUAUAAAUGGUAGGGGGGUGUGGGGCGGACACAUGGAGCUCCCCUUGUGGGGGGGCCCCCUCCACUACCCAACCUACCGCCCUUUCCUCACCCCCCCUUUCCCACCCCCUGGCUGUGACUGCUGUAAGGUGGGGGUAUAGAGAGAAGCUGGGUGAUCCUCACCCCAGUUGUAUAGUUGGACUAUGAUAUAACGCACAAAAGUAAGCUGGCCCCAGGGGGAGCCAGAGGGUGAUGGGUUCCCUGAUCCUCCUUUUCCCUUCCUCUUCUGCCCAAGCUUGUGCUGCAGGUAAACCUCUUCCUGGGGGUGGUGGUAGGGUGAGGGUGUGUGAGGCCUCCGACUGCUCUCUGUAGGGAGCCAUGGGGAUGAAGAUGAAGCUUAUAUGCAGUUCUCUCCUGGGGGCUGUGGGCAAAGGGCAUUUUGUAAUUAAUAUUUCCAAGAAUCAGAUAUCUGGACUGUAGAGAUGGGCUUGAUGGUGGCACAUGAGAGGCCUGCUGAGGGGUAGCACGAGUGCUGUUGUGAUCUUAGGUUUUUGUUUUGUUUUAAAUUUGGGGGAUUGUGGAUUGAUGGGGGUAGGGAGAUUU
Molecule: messenger RNA, 19058 nt
Organism: Peromyscus californicus insignis
Lineage: Eukaryota; Metazoa; Chordata; Mammalia; Rodentia; Cricetidae
Gene: Kmt2d
Product: lysine methyltransferase 2D
Exons: 55
Coding region: 357-17093 (5578 amino acids)
Biological process (GO): positive regulation of transcription by RNA polymerase II
Cellular component (GO): MLL3/4 complex; nucleus
Molecular function (GO): histone H3K4 methyltransferase activity; transcription coactivator activity; histone binding
Source: RefSeq, a predicted model, not a curated record